AUGGCUGCUUUUCCCCCGUGCCCUCUCGUUUCCUUGAAUGGAACAAGCUGGGUCUUGCUCCUAUGGAUGAUUCAAGUAAAUGGCCAUGUUGAAUCGAAGUAUUCAAUCGCAACUGGAGAAUGGUCAAAGCCUCACUUCGUGGAAGAUCCGUUUAUCAAGGUCCACGGCCUUGCACCGGGCCUCAAUUACGGCCAACAAGCCUUUGAAGGCAUGAAAGCGUACCGCGACCCUGAUGGCCAGAUUCAAGUCUUUCGACUCAAGGAUCAUGCAGCCCGUCUAGCCCUCUCUUGCUCAACCAUUGCCAUUCCCACAAUUCCGGAAGAUGUUCUCCUGGCUAGCAUCAACCUGGCGGUCGUCCUGUUUGGCUCCGACGCCUUCUUUGCUGUGUUUGCCGGUACCAGUUACCGGUUCUGUGUGUAUGUGCAGCCUUAUAAGGCGUAUCACGGGGUCCAGCUCUUGCCUGCGCUUGUACUGGAAGAUCUAGAUCGUGCUGCACCUCAAGGCGUGGGCCACGUUAAGGUCGGAGGUAACUAUGCGCCUGUGCUGAAGUGGUCCGAUAAAGCCAGAGCCGAGGGAUUUGCUAUAACAUUGCAUCUCGACAGCCGAACACAAUCGGAGAUUGAUGAGUUCAGUACUUCCGGAUUUUUAGGACUGAAAAAGACUGGGGACUCAUUCACGCUGAUUGUUCCCAGCUCUCCAUCUAUUCUGAAGAGUGUGACCAGCACUUCGUGCGUGGAAUUGGCACGUUCGUUUGGAUGGGCCGUAGAGCUGCGACCGAUUCCGUACCUUGAAUUGCCACAUUUUAAAGAAAUUCUAGCCGCAGGAACAGCGGCGAUAGUCGUUCCAAUCAAAUCAAUCACCCGGAGAUCUACCGGAGAUGUUUUUACUUUUUCUGUAGAUGGCCCUGGUGAGGCCUGCCAGCGUCUCUCAAAGGCGCUGUUAGCGGUGCAAAAGGGAUUGGCUUCCAAUGACGGUGACUGGCUUUGA
This is a messenger RNA of Penicillium antarcticum, 987 nucleotides long. RefSeq lists its product as uncharacterized. The record is from RefSeq and is a predicted model, not a curated record. Gene Ontology annotation, biological process: branched-chain amino acid metabolic process. Lineage: Eukaryota; Fungi; Ascomycota; Eurotiomycetes; Eurotiales; Aspergillaceae. Gene Ontology annotation, molecular function: branched-chain-amino-acid:2-oxoglutarate transaminase activity. The coding region runs from base 1 to 987 and encodes 328 amino acids. The transcript is spliced from 7 exons.